This is a messenger RNA of Sardina pilchardus (European sardine), 683 nucleotides long. RefSeq lists its product as uncharacterized. The transcript has 3 exons. NCBI's taxonomy places the organism in Eukaryota, Metazoa, Chordata, Actinopteri, Clupeiformes, Clupeidae. The record is from RefSeq and is a predicted model, not a curated record. Bases 21 to 581 code for a protein of 186 amino acids.
AGUUGCGUCCAGCAUGGAUCAUGCCUCCAGCUCAAGUGAACCAGGAACCCAAGGUGCCUGAGGCUCCAGCCCAAGAGCCCCCAGCAUGGGCCCAAAUGCACCCAACAGGGAUCAUGCCUCCAGCUCCAGUGAACCAGGAACACAAGGUGCCAGAAGCUCCAGCCCAAAAGCCCCCAACGCUGGCCCAGAAACUCCCACAACAGAAUAAGCCUCCAGUGAGCCAGGCACCAGCCCAAACGCCACAGUCUCCGAUGACUCCAAUAGACCCUGUUGGGGGUAGUUUUGGCAGCUCCUUCAUGGAGGGUGUCGGUGGAGAGGCUACCUCUAAUGGUGGUGCUACUGAGGGUCCUUCAUCAGGGCGAGAGCGCUACCUUGUUAUCACCGAGCCCUUGGGUUUUCAAACCCGCUACGUGGUGAAGUCCUUCAAUCGUUAUGUGCGAGGAAAAAAGAUCUAUUCCCAAACCACCUACAUCCCUCUAGAUUAUCAGCCUGCUCCUGAGCCUGCUCCUGUCCCCACUCUUCCUCUGCAAGAAGCCCAGGUGGUCCAAACUGUGAAGGCCACCCCUGCAAGAAAAGGAUAGGCUUGCCCAGUUGACCUUCUGUGGCUUUGGACUUCAAUCCACAUUGUGUAUCUGGGCCCUUGUUGCAUCGUGGCUUAAAAAUAAACUGAAACGUACAAAAUC